Molecule: messenger RNA, 912 nt
Organism: Saxophila tyrrhenica
Lineage: Eukaryota; Fungi; Ascomycota; Dothideomycetes; Mycosphaerellales; Extremaceae
Exons: 2
Coding region: 1-912 (303 amino acids)
Source: RefSeq, a predicted model, not a curated record
AUGUUGCCUACCACUGGCGCGACGUCAGAAGCCGCCACGAAUAAGACUGCCUGCGAGCGUGCACUUAACACUGUCGAAAUCCUGGAGCAGAUCAUAUUGGAGAUGCCCUGCCGCAGAGUGCUCACUGCGCAGAGAGUCUCGAAGCUCUGGAACGACACCAUCGCUGGCUCUUUAAGACUCCAGGUUGCGCUAUGCUCCACGCCGCUGCCGCCACACCUGGUUCGACUCAGCAACACAUCUGCUUCCGAGCAAGACCCGCCGGGAAAGGAUUCCAAGCGUGCUGCGCUCGCAGUACCCGAAGACGACACAGCUCUAGGAUUGACGCUGCGGUUCUCCACACCACGUCCGACGGAGCAGGCAUCAGCAAGCGAAGUCUACGACGAGAUCAUCGACCUGGCACCCAAGAGAUCCCACAUCUUCAACCCACUCCUUACGAGAACCAUCGGGAGGUCGCGCCAGCAGAAAGCAAGCUGGGAUCGCUGCUACUAUUUGCCAAUGUUGCAUGAGUUUGCUGAGUCCGACCUGCCUCAAGAAAUGCUUCUUAUGCAGGCACCAGUCACCGAGAUGGGCGUUGGGCUGGAGCUUACCUGCGGCUUUAAGACGUUCUUGCGUGGACCGUUUUUGGGGCCUACGUACGAGGAAGAACGCCUGAUUCAUCACACUUGCUGGCAACUCCGGGGGAUUGGCUGGGAAGUGUCGUGCAUUAAGGGCAAUGUGCGGCUGUACAAGGUGCUCGAGAUCAGCGACCCUGAGGGCGUGACUGCGCUGGAGAUUCUGGAGGUGUGCAGUCGGGAGGCGGAAGUUUGGCGUGAGUUCGAACAAAUCGACGGCUUCGAGGAGCGUAGAUGGGCGGUGAGGAUCGAUUGUGGCAUCGUUCACACGAGCCUGACGAAAGGGGAGUCUAGCGCAUAG